Molecule: messenger RNA, 6377 nt
Organism: Cherax quadricarinatus
Lineage: Eukaryota; Metazoa; Arthropoda; Malacostraca; Decapoda; Parastacidae
Biological process (GO): signal transduction
Source: RefSeq, a predicted model, not a curated record
CAGCCAUCUCAUUGGCUCAACUCAACGUUUGAACUUGUUGUUGCUCUUCUCUGAAGAUUUAACCAGCGAAUGUUUUUUGACUUACCUCGGACCGCUCAAUUACAAGUUUAUUGAGCAAGUGAAGGUGUCGUGGAAGCAUGGGAGAUGAUAAAGAACGCCUGAGAGAGGUGAUUCUGGAGGCCCUGAGUCGUCUAGGAGUACAGCAGGACGCUGCUGGCAGGAAGAGUCAUCUCGGCCAGGGCAGUAAACUACUCGGCAUCACAAAUAAUAAGAACAAUAAGACUAAGUGCAAGGGAAAGCCCAGUCCCAGGGUGACAGGGUCGAGAAGUCCUAAGAACAAGGCAAGCAAGGCCAGGGAGGAGAGGAAACACACUCCUAAGUCACCAUUCUCCAGCGCCAAGCGCAAGGCACAGCACCGCAGACAAUAUAAUAAAGAAAAUAAUAAGGUGUUUGGCCGUGAACUCGGAAGCGUUCCAUCAGUGUGCGUUUACCUGUCAGACAAUAUCCAGGUUACUGUGCCAGAAUUCUUGGUGGAUUUAUGUAAUCUUGUUAGAAGAAAUAUUACUGUUGAGGGGAUCUUCCGAAAAGCUGGGUCAUCACAGAGACAGAGCGAUAUAAAGAAGUUAAUAGACACUGGGAGCAGUCUUCCGAGCAGUGUUCAUGUGAUAGAUGGUGCAUGCCUCCUCAAGCAGUUUUUGCGGUCUCUGCCUGACCCAAUUUUAUCAUCUGAUGUUCACUCCAGGAUUGUCAAAAGUAUGGAUUUGGCACAGGAAACCAGACUUGAUGCUAUUAUUCUCUGCACAUUGCUGUUGCCUCAAACUCAUAGAGAUACACUGUUAUACCUGAUGGAUUUUUUUUCAGAUGUUGUAGCAGCAAGUGGGAGCAACCUUAUGGAUGCACAUAACCUAGCAAUAGUGUUGGCUCCGAAUCUCUUGCCAACAACUUUUACACCACCAUCCACCAGCUGGAGGUCAUCUGGUCAGUCCUUUCCAUCUGAAGAUGUGAUGCUGGCAACCAAUAUUGAGAUUUUGCAGUUGCUGAUUGAGAAUGGUUCACUGGUGUGCCGUCUGCCUAGCAGUGUGUUACUGGCUCUCCAGAAUCAAGACAAAAGUCAGUCAACAGAAAACCUUUUGUCUGCCCAGUCACAUCCUACAACCAGAAAAAAACGUCGGAGUGAAUCUUUACAUAGGCUGAUGACAGGAUUACGGCGUGUUGUUGGGCACACGAGGGCUGGCUCAACUUCUCCUCAUCGAGCCAUGGGAAGUGCUGAGGAGCUGGACUCCCUACACUUACAUCCUGGUAUAGCCCUUUCCCCAAUGCCUGUAAAUGAACCAUCGCCACGAAAACGCAAAUCAGCCGAUGCAUUUGAACUUUGCCUCGAAUCUACAAGGGCUCAAGCUGGUGAUAUCAACCCUCUGUUUACACCUCCAUCUAGCAAGAGGGCCAAAAUUGACAUUCAAGUGGGCACUGUUGCUACUUCUGCUACUACUACUACUACUACCGCUGUGGAUACUGGCUCUUCUGUUUCUGCUAACCUCCUCCUUCCUGUUAGCACGCCUUCACUUAAUAAGAAGCAGAUCUUUAAAAUGGGUCAGCCCUGUAUCGUUCGAGAGAUCGUGGACUCGCGGAACUUACUCACUCAAUCAUCUGCUCGAUACUCCAUCACGGACAGCUCCACUCCAUGCCUUAAGAGGUCCACUUCUGCUAAAAUCAGAGCUUUCUCCAAAUCCCCAAGUACUAACAUUUACACAGUCAACCCUGGAGUAGGUAGGAAGAGUUUAGGUCGAGUUGAAUCUCUCAAAGUUGAAACAGUUCAACACAGGAUGGAAUCGCAGCCACUUUCGAAGAUAUUCUCCAGAGAUGCUCCAAUAAUGUCGCCAGUCACUAAGCCAGUAGUGAGACGAAGAAGCUGUGAUAUUCCACUCAGGAGCAGUGUCAAGAGAAUGAGCUGUUCCGAAGAGCCUGUUAGAGUUAAACGAAGGAGCAGCAGCGGAUGGAGAAUAAAUUUUAAUGAACCAGAUGGUGCGGAUGUUUCUUCCACCUUGGAGUCACGAGGGGUACCUGAUGGAGCAGAAUGUACACUUCGUGACCAGUUAGUUCCUCGUCCUAGGCUCAAUAAUUCCAUAGAUACUCUCGAGCAGCAGUAUGAUGAUAUAAAAUCUGUCUUAAAAACCAUGGAAGAGGAAUUUGAUAAGAGUAAUGUUCAACAAAUGAAGGAAGUAUUUUUUCCAGACAGUUCUUCUAUAUCUGCACAAAACAUGAGUUACUCUGAAAUGAUACAGAGCGCUUAUGAGCGCAUGAAAGUAGAGACUAAAGAGCUUGGCAUCAGUCCCUCUGAUAAUUUAUCAAAGAGAUUGGGAAAGGAGCUUAAAAUUCGUAAUCGAAGAAGUGGAGAACAUAGAGUGAUACGAUCACCAAGUGAACGAAAAAUUGGCACCAUCAGACGUCGCUCAAGGGAUUUAGUACAAAAUGCUGCUAAAAGUCAAACUAAUGUGGAUGAUACUCUUGAAAGUAAGCCAGUUCAAACACCAAAAAUGAAAGGAACUCUAAUGCAAACUCCAAUAAACACUACCUUAAAACGGGGAAGACCAAAUUCUGUAAAAUCAGGACUUCCGUUUGUAGUGCGUUCAACUUCAAAGGGAAUUUCUGAUUCCCCAGUAGGUUUUGCAGAAACCCCUACAACUGGUAUAAACCGCAAGGUGAUUAUAAACAAGAGAAAUGAUGACAGUGCUCUUAGGUCAACUUGUAAUGAAGAAGGAAAAGCAAUAUGUAAAAUAUACAAUAAUGAGAGUUCUGGGGAGCAACUCUCAAUAAAUAUGAAUAUGUCUAGUAUGAGUGUUGAUGACAGUUUAACUGGCAGUUUUCUUGAGCACCUUUCUGUGCCCUUGACACGUAGGAGGUCCCAUCGUUUAUCACUAGUCUCUUCUGUUCCAGUGUUAAAAUUUUCCUCAACAGAAACCUCUAUAAAUGAAGGCUAUCAAAGGGAUUAUAGUAAUUGUUUAUUAAAUUUGCAGCAUAAUAUCUCAGAUAUAAAUAUGGAGGUUGAUGAACAGAUAGCUCAGAAAGACAAGUUGGUAAAUAAAAAAAAUCAGUGUGCUGUGUAUGCUGAAUCUGAGGCUGGAGAAGAGCAGUGGAUGCCUGCAACUGAAUUCAUCAGUUGUGCAGAGGAUCACGAGAACUUAAGAGGAGAAGGAAAUAUUGGAAGGCCAUCACUUGCAGCUCUAAUAAAACAGAAAAAAGUAACUGCCAAUGUACAACUCUUUAACAACUUAAAUGCUCCUAGUCCUUAUCAGCGACGACAGUCAAGACUUCGCUGCACUCCUAAUCAGCCUCCUGAACAUUCAUCUGCCUCUGAUCAGCGUGUGACUAGGUUGAGUUACUCAAGAAGCAUGUCUCACCGUUCUACUAUGACGCCACGGGAACUGCUGAAAGCUAGACAGAAAUCAUUACAGUUUGAUAGAGCACCUCACAGUGUAACCAAAAUUGCUAUAGUGUCACCACUUAAGGAAAGUAAUCGGAUCAAUAUUCAACAAGAACAUUCUCGUGACACUCCAAAGGCAUACAAAGGAGAAGCCACGGUCCCUAAGACACUAAUAAGGAAGGAGGAGGAUAUGAGAUUUAAAACUCCAGACAGUCUUAUGUCUCCUGUUCAUAAAAAAAGUACUUUUGGUGUUUCACAUUUGGUCCCAACUGAAGACUCAGUUAGUCCACCAAAGCUUCCUCCUCGUUCUUCUGUAAAGCCUUCACCCAUUAGGAUCCAAUAUAGAUAAUGCCAUUAUGUAAAAUCACUUGAAGGAAACUUUGUAAGAUACUCUUCUCAUUGUUGUUAUUGUUCAGUGCAAAUUUAUAUCAUGACUUCAUUAUAAAAAUAACUCUCAUUCAUGUUUCUGAUGUCAGAACUUGGCAAAUCUCUAUUUUAAAAACUUAGAUAUUUUUCUUUUUUUUUUAUAUCUUUUAUGCUGUUAUGGUUCCUGUGAUCACCUAUCCUGUAUGAAAUUCUCCACAUUCAUUGUCAUCCAUCACUGACCCCUUUUAUUUAAAUUCUUGCUUAUCUUAUAAAUACUGUACAUUAGUCAUCCUCUUCACUUAUUUGAUCAGUCAUAUUGUAUUUCUCUUGAACAUUGCUAGCUUUUUCACAUAUUCUGUAUAUUUUUUAUUAAUACUCCUCACCUUAGACCACAUGUAUUUUGAAAAUAGUUCAGAUCACAAGCAGGAUUAUUUUUAGUAAUGUUUUAGAAAAUAUUUGUAUUUUACUCAUAGCUCACUGUGGGAAGCAUUAUUGUGUUAAUCAGCCCUCAUCAGUUACUUUCUCCAUUACACAACUCUCACAUUGGCUACUGUAUUUCUUCUUGUUCAUGGUUCCGAAUAUUUAAAUUUCUUGACAUAUUCCAAUAUUUCACCACCAGUUUCCAUAAUACACUAUCACAAAUAGAAAUUACACACCUGACGUAAAUGUAAUACAGUAAUACGAAUGAGUAUUAAUGUUUCCUUGAAUCCUUCAUUAUCCAUUGACCCUAUUAAGUUCGGUGCUUAAUUUGAUUAUAUUAUUAUUCAAUGUUGGUAGUGAAGUGGUAACGGUCUUGCCUUACUCUAUUGGCUCAAAUUCUCUUUAUUUCCUUUUCAGAUUCUUGGUGUUGUGAAAUUUCAUUUUAUUUUUAUAGGAAUGUAGUAACAAAGACAAUAAUGCAGUUCUUUGCUACCAGAAUUGGCUUGCAUAGUAAGUAAAAUAAUUUGUCAUUGAUGAAACUUAUCCUGGUUUCAACAUCUUUUUUAUGUUCAAGGUGAAAUCAUAACCUGUAUGCCUUAUAGUCUGUGAGUCAUGAGUUUCAGUUCGUGUUCAUCUUACUCCAUUCUGCAAGGUGGAGCAAAAUCCACCAGUGUACAAGUUUGUAUUUCGAAAACCAUUACACUAUUCUCCCAUCAUUUACCUCUGACUUUAUUAUAUUACAUACUAGUACUCAUUUGCAACUUCGUUUUUGUUUGUUUUCGAUUGUCAAUGCUAAAUCAGUAGCAAAAAAGCGGGUCAGUAAGGAGCAUACUUUUCAAAACCUUGACCAUUUCUCUACCUUGACAUUUGCUACACCUCUACUAGCUCUGUUCAUAUUCAGAGUAUUUGUUUGAUCUUACAUUCACUUAGGUUCAUGCUUACAUACAGGUUCAUGCUUACAUACAUAUCAGUUAACUAAUUUUUUUUUAUAUACAAAAAACUUUUAAAGCUUCCCCAAAGGCAUUCCAGUCAAGUCUCUGAUAUUUUUUAUCCAUAAAUGUUGCUCUUUUUUUUCUGCUAUGUAUUUUAUCACUAGUAUCUUUCCAACAAUAUUUUAUCAAGACUUUUGUAAUAUCUUGCUCCUCAGUUUGCAAUGUGUUAGUUCUGUAUCAUCAGUUAUAAGUUUAAUUCACCUUUCCUGGUAUAAAUCACGGAAUGGGUAGGACCUGAACCCACGGCAAAUGAAUCCUAAAACUGUGUUAACCACUCAGCCAACUGACUGGCCUGUGAGUGUUAGGAUUCACUUGCCAAGGGUUCAGACCCCACCUGUUCUGUGAUUUGUUUGCAGUUGUGUUAUUACUAUUUACUGGUAUAUUCUGUAUGUUAAUUUCCUUGAAAUUACACUUAGCUUGUUAUUAUCCCUGUUUUGUAUAAGAGUAUUCAUGUUAUUUUUUACUUUGUCCAUGUUCAACAAUUUUUGUAAUCUUAUUCCAUCUGUUCGUAGGGUUUUUCUCAAUAAUUUGCCUAAACAAUACAUCAGUGACUCAUAAUUUGCAGGUCUUAAUAUUUGUCACCUUAUUGACAGAGUGAGUUAUUUAAUUAUUUAGCAUGUACACAAGUAGCUCUCUUUAUGUUUCAGCUUAAUCUAGCUUUUUAUAUUAGUCAGAAUCCUUGAUUAUAUGAAUAAGUUUUUUUUACCACUGCCAUAUGACACAAGUGGUCUCAACACCAUUCAUACACUCCAUGACUGAAAAUUUUUUUUUUUUUUUUUUUUUUUUUUUUUUUUUUUUUUUUUUUUUUUUUUUUUUUUUUUUUUUUUUUUUUGGUACUUUGUUCUUAACCUUAUUGUUCACUCAUAAGUCAGUACAGUUAAAAUGAACCUAUUUUACAUUAUUUAAAUUUGUGCCAUACUAAAACAUGUACUGCACAUUGUCAGCAUUUCUUUGUAAUUUUUUAUUUAGAGUGUCACACUUUUUCAUCUCAUUUUUAUAAAGACAAUAAAGGCUAUAAGAAACUAAACUACACUAUUUAUUAUUAUUAAUGUACAUUAGGGUCCCACUUAUACAGCAGUUUAGGUUCCAGGCUACCGCCAGAAAGCAGACAUUGCCGGAAAGCAGAAAGCCAUUGUUUUCCAUUUAUAAAUGCAUGUAAAUGCCAGAUAAAAAGUUUA